AUGUAUCUCUCUAUAUCGGUUUACAUAAACUUACCUACCUACCUACCUACCUAUCUAUCUAUCUAUCUAUCUAUCUAUCUUGGUUUGUUAAUAUCUAUACAUCUAUGUAUCUAUCUCGAAAUUCCGCCUUUCAGUAUAAUUUAUUUUGGUUAUUCCGUUUACUUUCACAGCGCCUACACAAAUGUUACCUUCAUUUCCUCUCUAAAAGAAGGCACCACGCCCUUGUUUCCGUUCUCGUUAUUCAAACGCGGUUUAUUCCCUCCUGUCAUUCUUUCUAUCUUUUCAACCCUUGGACGUGUUCGGUUUCUUGGAGUCUUCGCGAUUUUUCUGCUUUUUAACUCGAAGAAGUGCCUUCUUUUUGCUUUUAUCAUCUCUAUGCUUCUGCCAAAGUUAUUUGUUCCCUCCACCAUCACUUUCCGAUUCCCUUGUCUCCUGUCGCAUCGUUUUCUUCCGCAGCGCUUUUGA
This is a messenger RNA of Acanthosepion pharaonis, 465 nucleotides long. The record is from the annotation of a GenBank genome assembly. NCBI's taxonomy places the organism in Eukaryota, Metazoa, Mollusca, Cephalopoda, Sepiida, Sepiidae.